AUGGCUGCGGCACAGCCUGAAUGGCGCGCUCCUCCAGCACCAAGCGCAGAAGUCCAGGCGCGAUUGCCCAAGCUGAGCGUAUACAACUCGUUGACCAGAACAAAGACUCCAUUUAUUCCGCUCGAUAAAAGUGGGAAGAAGGUGGGCUGGUAUGCCUGCGGUCCGACUGUAUAUGAUGAUUCGCAUUUGGGACAUGCGCGAAACUAUGUCUCACAAGACAUUAUUCGUCGCAUAAUGUCAGACUACCUGGGGUUUCACAUCAACUUUGUCAUGAACAUUACCGACGUGGAUGACAAGAUCAUUCUGGCCGCUCGAGAACAGUAUCUGUUGGCCGAGUUUCUCCAAGGGCGGAAAGAGGUCGACGAUGAGCUUAGACAAACGACCAGCGAAGCACUGAAAGAGUAUGCGAGCAAAAAGGUUCCAAAACUAGAAUCAUAUUUGCCAGAGUCGAGCCACGCAGAUGAUGCUGCUGUCGCCAAAUACACACAGGGCGAGCGCACGGCAUACCAGAAUGUGCUGGACGGCAAGAGCGAGGAUGGCCAAGGCGCGCCUGGAGACAAAGAAGCCAAGAUUAAGAUGCACCUGAAGACAGUGAAGAAUGCUGUCGAUGCACUUCACUCCUCAGAUGCAACCCUAUCAUUGUUCGUUGAAAAGGCGUCAGGCGUGUUAAGGCCGUACAUCGACCGACUGAACUCAUCGAAGGUCUCUGGCAAAGAUCACCACAUCUUCACGAAACUGACGAAGAAAUACGAGCAACGAUUUUUCGAUGACAUGAAGGCACUCAAUGUGCGAUAUCCGGACAAGCUCACCAGGGUCACAGAAUAUGGACCUCAGAUCGUGGACUUUGUGAAGCAGAUCCAAGGCAACGGAUAUGCUUAUGAAAACGAAGGCUCUGUCUACUACGACACAACCGCAUGGGAGUCGUCGGGUGGUCACUAUGCGCGACUGGAGCCUUGGAACCGUAAUGACUCAGAGCUGCAAGCAGAUGGCGAGGGUUCAUUGGCGGCGAAGAAGACUUCUUUCAAGAAGUCCGGCGCAGACUUUGCAUUGUGGAAGGCAUCGAAAGCUGGUGAGCCGAGUUGGGACUCGCCUUGGGGUGAAGGUAGACCAGGCUGGCAUAUUGAGUGCUCGGCAAUGGCAUCGGACGUGCUCGGAAAACAAUUCGACAUCCACUCUGGCGGCAUUGAUCUUGCCUUCCCGCAUCAUGAUAACGAGCUUGCACAAUCAGAAGCAUACUGGCACAAGUGCGGCGCAGAGAGCGAGCAGUGGGUCAACUACUUCCUUCAUAUGGGUCAUCUCAGUAUCUCCGGCAGCAAGAUGAGCAAGAGCUUGAAGAAUUUUACCACGAUUAAGGAGGCGCUGUCGAAAGGAGACUUUACACCGAGAUCGCUGCGAAUCAUCUAUCUGCUCGGCAACUGGAGGGACGGACUGGAGAUCACACCUGACCUGAGGAAAGCAAGUGUUGCGUGGGAGGAACGCGUGGACAAUUUUUUCCUCAAAGUGCGAGAUCUCAAAAAGAACCCAUCGAGCGAUUACAAAAAUGGAACGAACGGAACACAGCCUGAUAUCGGCCAAUUAUUGGAGGGUUCCAUGGAGAAGUUCCGAGAGGCAAUACUCGACUCUUUCGACACCCCUGCAGCAAUGAGAGUGUUGAGUGAGUUGAUCACAGCAUACAACUCUGCGCAACACGUGCCAGACGCUACAUCAGAAGCCAUUGGCGAAUGGAUCACACAAAUGGUAGUCAUGUUUGGUUUGGAUGCGAGCUACCGCAAAGGUCAGAUGGGCUGGUCCGGGAUUGACAUACCAGAAAAGGCCAAGCCAUUCAUCGAGCCUCUCUCUGAAUUACGUGACAAGGUGCGAGAGCAGGCCAUCAAAGGUCAAGUCGAGCUCGAAUCUCUCGGCAGGUUGGAGGAGAAGGACAACUUCUACAGAGCACAAGAGCAACCUUACGCCAAGGCAUAUGCAGACUUCCAAAGAAAGGUCUUUGAGCUCCACAGCAAGAGCGCACCAGCCAAAGAGUACCUUGCUGCUUGUGACGAUUUACGAGACAGCGUGCUCUGGAGCCUGGGCAUAUACCUUGAGGAUCGAGAAAAUCGCCCGGCUCUGGUGCGACCACUUUCUGAAAGCUUGAAGCAAGAGCGACAGGAGCGAGAAAGCAAGGCUGCUGAGAAGGCUGCUGCAAAGGAGAAGGCCAAAGCCGAGGCUGCUGCUAAGGAGAAGGAGCGGUUGGAGAAAGGAAAAAUUCCACCGGCUGAGCUGUUCAAGACCGAGGAGUACAAGGCAAUCUACAGCGAGUGGGAUGACAAGGGAAUGCCAACGAAAGAUAAGGAGGGCAAAGAAGUGGCAAAGAGCCAGGUCAAGAAAUUGGCUAAAGCUUACGAAAACCAGAAGAAGCUGCAUGAGGCGUGGCUGGCGGCUCAGAAGUAAGAAAAGAGGAGAAGCGAUGAUGCACG
This is a messenger RNA of Pseudocercospora fijiensis CIRAD86, 2453 nucleotides long. RefSeq lists its product as uncharacterized. The transcript has a single exon. Lineage: Eukaryota; Fungi; Ascomycota; Dothideomycetes; Mycosphaerellales; Mycosphaerellaceae. The record is from RefSeq and is a predicted model, not a curated record. Gene Ontology annotation, biological process: cysteinyl-tRNA aminoacylation. Gene Ontology annotation, cellular component: cytoplasm. The coding region runs from base 1 to 2427 and encodes 808 amino acids. Gene Ontology annotation, molecular function: cysteine-tRNA ligase activity; ATP binding.